Molecule: messenger RNA, 6161 nt
Organism: Vespa mandarinia (Asian giant hornet)
Lineage: Eukaryota; Metazoa; Arthropoda; Insecta; Hymenoptera; Vespidae
Product: disintegrin and metalloproteinase domain-containing protein 10
Biological process (GO): Notch signaling pathway; membrane protein ectodomain proteolysis
Cellular component (GO): plasma membrane
Molecular function (GO): metalloendopeptidase activity
Source: RefSeq, a predicted model, not a curated record
AAGACAUUCCUUAUCACUUUCAUGAAAUAACACGAUGCCUAGUGUUUAUAUCGUGAUAAAAUUAUAUUCCUUUUUGUGACGAUACUACUGCCAAAUUUAUCGAGAGAAAUAAAGACAGAGACACGAGGUGUUCGAUACUUCGUCGACUUUUUCUACGCAAGGACCCAGCGGGCAUCGAGAACAGGGAAAAAAAGAAAAGAGAAAAAGAGAGAGAGAGAGAGAGAGAAAGAGAGAAAGAGAGAAAGAAAGAGAGAAAGAGAAGAAUAGACAUGAAAAAAUAAAAGGAAAAAGAAAAGAACGAGGAAGAUAAUGGGUGGAUGAUUUGGAGCUUUGUCAUUAAAGGAAACGACAGUGUUUUAAUAACGUGGGUGAGGUUCUGGUCCUUUUCAAAACUAUACGAGGAAUUCACGAGGAUUAAGUUGACGUCGAAGGGAACCUAUAUACGUAUGAAAUAGAGAGAAAGAGACAAAGAGAGAAAUAAAUAAAAAGAAAAAAAGAAGAAGAAAAAAAAAAGAAAUAAUAAAAAGAAAAGAAAAAUCAAUUGAUCGUAAGAGAACUAUAUAAAGAAUUAUCGAGGUAUUAUUAUAACGGGCACGUGAAAUACGUAUCAAUGGAUAGAGCAACGUCAAGGAAGCACGAUGAUAUAGAGAUCCCUUUGAUGCGAAUGGUUUCUCUGACUAGAGCCAGAGGCAGAUAGUCCGUUGGUUCGAACGUAAUUUCGUGCUGGGCAGAAUAUGUCGGAUAGAUUCCAAGGACAGAGAAACGAGAAAAUAUAUACGUAUAUAUAUAGGAAGGGUCUCACCUUUAAUAAGUGAAUCCCACGAGAAAUUAACGACCACCUAUGAAUCAGGAACGAGGGAUCAGCGAGUAAUAGUGGUCGUUGUCGUUGCUCGUAAUCCCAAGGAACAAGAUUACCUUAUUGGUGAGAGAAUACGUUCUCCUUGGCCGACUACGACGAUGGAUGGAAUCGAAGUGGUUAUCUAAUAUAACAUCUUAAAUAAUAAAUUGGGAAGGGAGAGAAAGAGAGAGAGAGAGAUAAAGAGAGAGAGAGAGAGAGAGAGGGUGAGAGAGAAAAAUAAAGGGAACAUACGUAAGGAAGAAAGAAAUAGAAGAAGGUGGAGAAGGUGGGACUUGGAAAGGGUACCUUCGAAAAAUGUCACGUAUUUUGAGAAUACGCGCGAGAACGCGUCGGAAAUGACGGCCAACUCUUGGAUUGUAAUAGUUCAUAUUUUAUUCUCUCUCUCUCUCUCUCUUUCUCCGUCUCUCUCUUUCUAUAUCAUUCUUUCUUUCCAUUAUUGCCGUUCUCGAUGAACGCGAAAAUCGAAAGUAAAAACCGUGGACGAGAGAGAAACGGGAGUAAAGGGAAAGGAAAUACGUAGGUACCGCAAGUAAAGCUCGUAGGAAAUUCAAGUACGGAGGGCCACGUAAAACCACGUCAUGGCGCUCUGACGUUACCGUGACAGGACUCGGAAAUGGCGAUGCUCUGAGGAUAGCACGUGAAGAGAAAGAGAGAGAGAAAGAGAGAGACAGAGAGAGAGAGAGAGAGAGAGAGAUAGUGAGAAAGAGAGAAAGACAGACAGAAAGACAGACAGACAGAGAGCAUACGCGUGCUCAACUAUGUGUGUUCGCCAUCACGUCGGAAACGUUGCUGCUGCUGCUACUGCUACUACUGCUACUACUACUACUACUACUACUACUACUACUACUACUACUACUGCUGCUGCUGCUGCUGCUACUGCUGUUGCUGCUGCUGCUGCUGCUGCUGCUGCUGCUGCUGCUGCUGCUGCUACUGCUACUGCUGCUGGUGCUCAUGAUUAGCAGUGAUCCUCGGUAUAGUAGUAAACGUCCGUGUCUGUUCGGACCGAUUAUCUCACCUGCAGACAAUUAGACGGGAGUCCUCGAGUGAUUAAAGACGAAGCGAGUGUGUUUUUAGGGUGGGACAGGUGGGAGGGGAGAAAAAACGAAUGAACGAACGAACGAACAAACGAACGAACGAACGAACGAAUGUACGGUCGACAUAGAAGAGGUAAGAGCAGAAGGAUAGGAGACAACUAAGAGAAAAGAAAUAAAUAAUAUUUUCAAGAAUUCGAUAGGAUAAAAACGAAGAUACGAAAGCCCGAGUUACGAAGAGUAUCGAUAUUGAUUUUAUGAAUAGAAGUGUAUUAACGAAGGUUGAACGUUGAUCGUAAAAAAAAAAAAAGAAAAGAAAAAAAAGAAAAGAGAAAAGAAGAUAACGAAGAAAAGAAUGAAAAGGGAUGAUAGAGUACGAUAAGAAAAUUCAAGUGAUUAAAAAGAACGUAUUUCUUCGAUUAUACAUUAUUUAAUAAUCGUUAGCGACAAUAUCGAUCGAUCGAACGAAUAGGUUAUACUAUUACAAGUAUAGUAACACCUAGUCAUGCGGUUGGUUAGUUCAACUAAAGGACAAUCGGCUUUACUAGUUGUCGAGUAAUAGUCAGGGGGUACGUUGCACGGUCGACGGGAUCACCGCGGUCCAAAUGGAAAGCUAAUAGUCACGCGUUUGUCGUGCAUGCUACGUGAAGUGUUGGUGUUAGUGGUGGUGUUGGUGGUGUUGAUGGUGGGAGUGGUCGUGGUAGUAGUAGAAGCAGCAGAAGCAGAAGCAGAAGUAGAAGCAGCAUCAGCAUCAGCAGUAGAGAUAGUGGUUACUUCUUCGUCCGAUCUACGACGACGACGGCGGCGGCAACGAUGACGAUGACGACGACGACGACGACGACGACGACGACGACGACGACGACGACGACGACGAAGACAACGACGAAGACAACGACGACGACGAAGAAGGUGGCAAAGAGAGAACGAUAAAGUGGGCGGUUACGAGGAGUCUACUAAAACGGGAGCUUGUUCCCGUGGAUAGUAGAAGGAAAGAGAAUAAGAGAAUUGAAACUCUGCUAGAACGUGCUGGAAGAAGAAGAGAACAGCGGUGGGAGACAACGGUCGUGAGGAGGGUAGAAGCAGAAGGGGGAAGAAGAGGAGGAGGAGGAGGAGGAAGAAGAAGAAGAAGAAGAGGAGGAGAAGGAGGAAGAGGAGAAUACGAGGGCGGCCACGAGGGAAAGGGACUUGAACGUAGAGAAGUUUCCGUCUGUCCGAAGUGGAUGGGGGUGAAAAUGUUCCGAGUGUUGCUGGCAUGUGUCUGGCUGGUUGCCGGCAGCCCGUUACAUCCCUGGCCGCUAAUACCCCAAAGAGCCAGUAUAACCAGAGACAGUUACAUCAGACAUUAUAGUCCAGCGUGGUACGAUAUUGCGGCACUGAGGGAACAUCGAGGAAGAAAUCGUCGUGACACUUCGACUUCCGGUCGGUCAAAGGACGCAACGUUGAAUCUACGCCUUCGCGCUCUCGACAGAGAAUUUAAGAUGAGACUUGUAAGAGACACAAGCCUUUUCCAUGAAGAGACAACUUUCGAAGGAUCGAACGACCGAAAUAUUGCCUUCGAUCCUUCCCACACGUACAGCGGCACGUUGGAGGACGACGAAAAUUCAUUGGUCCAUGGUAUCGUCACUACUGAGGGCCUAUUCGAUGGGACAAUAUUUACAGCCUCCGAUGAGAUUUACAUCGAACCUGCCAGCAGAUAUUCAACCUCAUCCACGGAUUGUCAUCGAUUGUCUUUUGAUAAUGACAAUCAUUGUGGAAAUAAAUCCGAUGAUCUACGUCAUCAUCAUACGAUCGCAUAUCGCUCCAGAGACGUCUCCGUUUUACCAACCCAAUCGUGUGCCAGCGAAGAACUUUUUCAUCAAAACGAUCGUAAUCGAUCGAGGAACAGCAACGAGACGGGAAAGAACGGAUAUAUUCUUGCUGGUGGCACAAUGCGACCAUUUUAUCAGCACGUAAACGAGGGGACGAAUCGUGCGAAGCCAGGAUUCUAUCCGAUGGAUGCUAGGAAGAAGGACCCCAUGGCGAGUUCCCAUAAUCUCGAGCUUCUCGACAAAUUGUACAGAGAGAGAUAUUCACGGAUCUUAAGGAAGAGAACGUCAAUCGAUCCAAAGAAGACUACUUGCAUGUUGUAUCUCCAAGCGGAUCAUACGUUCUUCGAACAUUACAAAUCGGAAGAGGCGUGCAUAGAAGUGAUGACACGUCAUGUACAACGUGUAAAUUCAAUCUACAGACACACAGAUUUUAAUCAGGAUGGACAACCGGACAAUAUCAGUUUUAUGAUAAAACGCGUUAAGGUUCACGGAGAGGAAGCAUUGCAUGAUCCAUCCUAUAGAUUUACGGGUGACUACGGAGUCGAGGAAUUCCUCGAGCUAUUUUCCGAAGAAGAUUACGACGCAUUUUGUCUUUCCUACAUGUUUACCUAUCGUGAUUUCGAAAAGGGUACGCUGGGCCUCGCUUGGACAGGUGAUCUCAAGAACGCAGGUGGAGUUUGCGAGAAAAACGGGCAUUAUAGAGGUAGCAUGAAAUCUCUCAACACUGGCAUAAUCACCCUACUCAACUACGGGAAGCACGUACCACCGACGGUUUCUCACGUUACCCUCGCACACGAGAUCGGCCACAAUUUUGGAUCUCCUCAUGAUCCGGACGAGUGCUCACCAGGCGGAGAGGAUGGGAAUUUCAUAAUGUUCGCAAGGGCUACGAGUGGCGACAAGCGGAACAACAAUCGAUUCAGUCCGUGCAGUCUCGUCUCCAUAAACCCUGUCUUAAAUGCCAAGGCUCGUUCAUCAAAAGGAUGUUUCGCUGAGCCUCAGUCGGCCAUUUGCGGAAACGGCGUGGUGGAGGAGGGUGAGGAGUGCGAUUGUGGAUGGGAGGAGGACUGCAAUGAUCCUUGUUGCCACCCUCAACGGCUCCAUCAUGUCCCUCAUGAGAUACCUUGUCGCCUUGCCGAUGGCGCAGUUUGCAGUCCCAGUCAGGGACCGUGCUGCACGUCGGCUUGUACUUUACGCAGCGGGGACAAGUGCAGGGACGACAACGGAUGCAGGGACGCGAGCUUUUGCGACGGCCGAGGUCCCCAGUGUCCGCCAUCCAUCAACAAACCCAACAAGACCAUAUGCAACGAGGAGUUCGUCUGCUACAUGGGGGAAUGCACCGGCAGCAUUUGCCUGGCUUACGGUUUGGAAUCCUGUCAGUGUAUCGCAGGACCAGAGGAUCCACCGACCAAGAGCUGUGAACUCUGCUGUAAAUUACCAGGAGAGGAUCAACCGUGCUUAUCAUCCUUUGCUUGGAAUUCAGCUCCUUACGAUAUACCGGACAUGCUUUCAAAACCUGGUACACCUUGCAACGACUACAAUGGUUACUGCGACGUUUUUCAAAGAUGCCGAGAGGUUGAUCCAAGUGGCCCUCUGGCCACCUUGAGAAGGCUUCUUCUAUCAGAUGCAAGUCUUGCUAACUUUCAACGAUGGAUUAUCGAUCGUUGGUACAUAGUUGCCUUGAUGAUUCUCCUUCUGCUAUCCAUAUUGUGCGUGGUUACGAGGCUGCUAAGUAAACGGCGAGUUCCACGUAUGAAAAUUCUUCCAACGUCACAGGAAACACGAGAGGAGAUCGUAAGAAGGGAAGAAUCAUUGUCAAAAGAUCAUGCAACAUCAAACGUUUCUAAGAUACGAUCGAUGAACAUUUCGCACAUCAAAAAGCGUAUAGUCGAGACUAUGAAAAGCAUCGUAUCGCCGCGUGGUAAGAGAAACGACGAGGAGUCCUUGCGGGCGAGUACCUGUAUCUCCAGGAUUCUACGUAUUUUAGAAAAGGACGCUACUCGAGCGGUCGAUCGUUCGGAAAAGCAGAGCUUGAACGAGAUCGAGGAGGUGGAAGGUAAAAGGAGGAAAAAUAGAACCGAGAAGAGACGAGAGAAAAGGAGAAAAGAAAUGGAAGAGGAAGAAUUAGAGAAAAAAGAAAAUAGGAGAAUACUUCUUCCUCGUGUCGAGUGCCAGAUGAACGAGAGAAAUCUGGGAAGAUGGCGGAGAAUCUCUUUUCUUCUAUCGGGAAGAACUAUUCCAAGGAACUUGACUUCCUCGGAGGCAAAGAUAACGGCAAGCUCGUACAACGUUGAAAGCGAAGUUUGUAAAAAUUCGACGAAUUAUCAGAGCGAACCAUUGGUUGUGCCGGACACGCCCGAUACGCCGAUCGAUACAGUCGAAGGAAGAAUGCAAACGUCAGAUUUGACGGUCCUCUUACCGGAAAGUUAGUCGUGGGAUAUUUUUCUUUUAUUCGACUUCGUUAUU